AUGGUCUAUCGGGCAUAUGGGUAUGAGGAACCAGGUCUCAUAUGCGAAAUGGACUACUGGAACUUUGAACCACAAAAUAUCUUUGCGGAAACGGCACGGAAUUGCCACCUGGAACGUGCAAGGUUUAAUAUGCACGCAGGUAAACUGGAAAUUGUAGAAAAAGAAAUGGAGGAUUUCAACAUUAAUAUCCUGGGCCUCUCCAAAACUCAUUGGAAAGGUAGAAGACACUUUAGAAGCGCAUCUGGCAACAUCAUAUAUUUUUCAGGCCCAAAGGAGGAGAGUAAGAAAGGGGUGGCCCUAAUUAUUCCACCGAAAUACGAAAAGGCAGUUUUGGGAUACAGCAUUGUGAGUAAUAGAAUCAUUUAUUUAAGGAUGCGAAACGACCCCAACGUCCUCAACAUAAUACAGGUCCACGCUCCAACUUCAACGCCAGAUGACCAGGAUAUAGAAGACUUCUAUGGAGAACUGGAGGCAUCCAUUAGCCGAAUUCUUGAUCGGGAAGUUACAAUAAUCAUUGGUGAUUUGAAUGCCCAAAUAGGGAGAACCAAUUUAGACCACGAUAUGAGACAGAUCCUUGGAAGCUUCGGAUUGGGUGAGAGAAAUGAGCGGGGUGAGCAUCUCCUGGACUUCUGCCUCCAACACAGACUAACAGUGAUGAACACGUGGUUCAAACAUCACCCACGCAGACUGUACACAUGGAGAUCCCCGGGGGAUCGUACAAGAAACCAAAUUGAUUAUAUUCUAAUCAACAGACGAUGGAAAUCAUCGAUAACCAAUGUAAAAACAUAUCCGAGUGCUGAUUGUGGAAGUGACCACCAGCUACUAGCAAUGAAUCUUAGGCUGCGUCUGAGGAAUGCUCAGAAAACAACCGUAAAAUCGCCAAUCCUAAAUGAAUCUGCAAUGGAAUGCUUCAGAGAAAAGGUGGGUAAAGCGCUGACCACUACGAUUAUUAGAUCAAGUGACACCGUUGAAUCCUCUUGGCGAAGUAUAAAACAGGAAAUUAUACAUGCGGCGCAGCAAUAUCGCAACACUACAGGAAAUCCUAAGAAACCAUGGAUAAGGAAGGAAACGUGGGAGACUAUUAAGCAAAGGAAAGCUGUUAAGAUGAGAAAUGGUGCCCAAGACCAAUACACAAGAUUAUCCAAAGAAAUCAAACGCCAAUGCCGAAGAGACAAAGAAAGAUACAUACUGGACAUAUGCAAGGAAAUCGAAUCCCACGGAAAUCGUAAUGAGUCACGUGAUCUAUAUACCAAAGUGAAGCUUCUAGCUCAAGAAUUCAAACCCAAAAAUUGGGCAAUCCAAAACGAACUAGGGGAAACCAUAAACGAGCAAAUCCUGGAGGUGUAG
Molecule: messenger RNA, 1347 nt
Organism: Formica exsecta
Lineage: Eukaryota; Metazoa; Arthropoda; Insecta; Hymenoptera; Formicidae
Product: craniofacial development protein 2-like
Exons: 1
Coding region: 1-1347 (448 amino acids)
Biological process (GO): chromatin remodeling
Cellular component (GO): nucleus
Source: RefSeq, a predicted model, not a curated record